GACCGCUAUUUGAUGCCGCGAAAGUGGCACUGUCGCGUGCUCGUCAACCUCUCGUGUUUGAAUACUGUACCUCUGAGUAGGCAUUUUGAAAGAGCUGGGGCCCACAGCGGUGUGGGGUACCCCGGUCCACGGGCUUGGGAUCUGCAGCAGGGAUGCUACUGCCUGACCAAAAAUUUCCAGAGCUUCGAUCUAUUCCAAAACCGCUUGUGCCGUCUCUUACUUUCGCACCCACGAUUCCUGGCCCACAUUGUCAAUCAUGUUUGGCAAGGCAUUGUCAGAAACCGUGUGCCCGCUCUGUCGGUUUGCGCUUGAUUCGAGGAGGCCAGCGAUACGAAAUGCAAUCCCUCAGCCAUGGGCUAGCUACCGUUUCGCGUCGAGCUUCCGACAAAAGCGCUCCACGCCCUCUCGCAUGGUACUAUCCGACAGCGUUGCGCGCAGGCGAGACGACGACGGCAGCAAGAAGCCUCGACGGAGAACAGUCGACGGCCCUUUCUCGGGUAUGAACAGAACCGUUGCAAAUAUCGAUCCCAUGCGACGGAUUGCGCAGGCGCGGACGCGAGACAAGGACGAGAAAUCAGGCAAAGAACGCGAUGGCAAAGACGGGAAGCCCAGGUUUAAGGCCCUGCGGAUGCAAAGGGCCCUGACAUCCUUCAGCUACGGGCAGAGGAUGAAUCUUAAGGACCGCAUGAAAGAGGUGGAAAGCUUCGACCAGUUUGAUCUGCUGCCGGCGAUCAAGGAGGGUGUCUUGAAGGACAUGUUCAAGGACAAGGCCGAGAUCCAGCCGACGCCGGUCCAGAGGCUUGCGAUACCUGCUCUUCUGGGCCAGCAGAUCGGCACACCCAGGCGCACGAAAACAAAACCUGUUCCCAGCGAAGCAAGGCAGGAAUUCUUGCUUGCAGCCGAGACGGGGUCUGGCAAGACGCUGGCUUAUCUUCUCCCCUCAGUCAACGCGAUGAAGACGGCGGAGGCACAAGAUCAGGACAUCGCGGCGUACAACAAGCGCAUAGAGGAGGAAAAGGCGCUGCGGGAUGAUCCGGCGUACAAGGGCAAGUCCUUGUUAGAGCCGCACCCAACCACAGCGCGGCCGCGCGUGGUCAUAUUGGUACCGACCGCAGAGCUCGUCGACCAGGUGGGUGCGGUGGCCAAGAAGCUUUCACACUCGGUCAAAUUCAAGGUGGAGAAGAUUUCUGCCAACUUCGACGCGAAGGUAAUUGAGCGUCGGAUAUACCGGCACGAAGGGUUGGACGUCGUGGUCGCCACACCUCAUCUGCUGGCGUCUAUUGCAGAGUCCGACCCCAACGUCUUGUCGCGGGUGUCGCACCUGGUCAUCGACGAGGCCGACUCGCUGCUCGACCGCAGCUUCAGCUCCGUGACGACCAGCAUCAUGGACCGGGCCAUGCCCUCGCUCAAGCAGCUGAUCAUGUGCUCGGCCACCAUCCCCAAGCGGCUGGACAGCUACCUGUCCACCAAGUUCCCCAAGAUGACCCGCAUCGCGACGCCGAACCUGCACGCCAUCCCCCGGCGGGUGCAGCUGGGCGUGAUCGACGCGAGCAAGGACCCCUACCGCAACAACAAGAACCUGGCGUGCGCGGACGCGAUCUGGUCGAUCGGCAAGGGCGCCUCGAUGCACGAGGGUGCGGUCCCCGGCGAGGUCGACGUCAAGCGCAUCAUGGUCUUUGUCAACGAGCGGGAGAAGACGCAGGAGGUAGCCGACUUCCUCGUAUCCAAGGGCGUUGACGCCGUCGCCCUGCACCGCGAUACGCCCGAGCAGCGGCAGAGCGAGAUGCUGGCCACGUUCACGUCGCCGGUGCCCGUCCGGAGGCUGAUGGACGACGUCGAGAAGAGCAGCCCAGUCAAGGGGAAGAGGCACCUGGCCAACACAAAGGUCAUCGUGGCGACGGACCUGGCGUCCAGGGGCAUCGACACCCUCGGUGUGAGGCACGUGGUCCUCUACGACGUGCCCCACACGACCAUCGACUUUAUCCACCGGCUUGGUAGAGUGGGCAGGAAGGGUACGCGCGGUGGCAGGGGCAUCGUCAUCGUGGGGAAGGAUGAUAGGAGGGAUGUGGUUGCGGAGGUCAAGGAGAGCAUGUUCAUGGGCCAGGCGUUGGUGUAGACAUAAUUGCCGCGAGGAUAUACAACAGGAUGGACAUAUGGGGCAGCGUUGCAUAGGCGUCGGCGGCGUUGACUUGUCCCAGGCUUUGCGUAUCUCAUCUCCAGGCUAUCGGAAAACACAGGUGUCUUUCUCUCUUUGGGACUCGAUCUCACCGUUCAGCUGGUAAUUCCGCAAUCGUGAAAAUAGGCGUCUCGGCACCGACAGUUUGGGCACGUCGGGGGUUGGGACCGGACUUGACAACCAACCUUGGAAUAGACGGGGCACAAAAAUGCGGAUCGAAUCGCUCCUGUGUUAUGAGCCAAAUGGUGAGAAAUACAUGUCUAUGUCUAGCAGAUAUAUAGAAUGGGAUUAUCUCGCCUA
Diaporthe batatas is the source of this 2476-nucleotide messenger RNA. Its product is annotated as ATP-dependent RNA helicase. The transcript has a single exon. The coding region runs from base 257 to 2116 and encodes 619 amino acids. The record is from RefSeq and is a predicted model, not a curated record. NCBI's taxonomy places the organism in Eukaryota, Fungi, Ascomycota, Sordariomycetes, Diaporthales, Diaporthaceae. Gene Ontology annotation, molecular function: ATP binding; nucleic acid binding.